GAAUAUAAUACCGUAGAUACAUAUGGCGGUAUUCGUAAACAAGAUCGGUACCCGUUAGUUUUCUAUAGUUUGAAAUACAAGCUUUUAUGGUGACAACAAGGUGAAGGCUUUCAUUUUCUAAAUGGAAAGAUUUAAAGUUACAUCACAGCUCUUCGUACACAUGCUGGCAUCUCUAUCGGAAUAGUGACUGAUCCAUCUUCUCCAGAAUGCCACAGAUCCGAACGCUGUGUAGAAUCAGACCCUCCGCAGAGUACUAUCCGGAAUUCGAGGCCAGUCGGAAUACUUUGUUUCUGAGAGUUCCAGAAGUUCUCAAGGAAAAUUGGGUGGAGGGAGUCCGGGGAAAAGCCAAUGUUAGCCAUGAAUUCCACUUUGAUUACAUCUUUAAAAAUACUGCGACACAAGAGGAAGUGUUUGAUGUGGCAGCCAAGGAAAUCAUAUCAGGUUUUCUGGGUGGCUUUAAUGGUACGAUUUUUGCCUAUGGACAGACAGGAACAGGAAAGACGUUUACUGUGGAAGGAAGUCCUAAACAGUACAAGUUACGAGGCCUGGAACCAAGGUCUCUGUCCAUGAUUUACAAAGAACUAGAAAAGAGGACAGACGAAGACAUCAGUGUUCACAUCUCAUACCUCGAAAUCUACCAGGAAACUGGAUAUGACCUUUUGAACCCAGGGGCCAGAACUCAGUCAGCUGUUACGCCCUUCCCAAGAGUUUCAGUGAUGGAGGGUAUGCAGGGUGUAUGGAUGGUAAAGAACCUCUCAGUUCACUAUGCAGCCACGGAGGAGGUGGCUCAGAAUCUCCUGCUGCAGGGCCAGGCAAAUCGCCGCGUGGCUGCCACCACUGUUCACGACAGGUCGUCACGGUCGCAUGCGGUUUUCACCAUUCAGCUGAGUUCAAAGAGGUCGGACUCCGAUGUUGUUGUGAAGUCUAAGCUCCACCUGGUGGAUUUAGCAGGGUCUGAGAGAGUGUCUAAGACUGGUGUUCAAGGAAACCUGCUGAACGAGGCCAAGUGUAUCAAUCUAUCCCUUCAUUACCUUGAGUCGGUGAUUAUAGCAUUACAGGGGGACUCGCUCAAUAACAACAAGAGAGGGAGAAUCAGCAGUGCUGGGCAGCAGAGGGGUAGGUCCAAAACCAGAGAAAACGGUAGACCAAGCACAGCCGAGGGGUUAAGCCGAGGUCCACGCCAUGUCCCGUAUAGGAACUCCCUCCUCACCAUGGUCCUCAGGGACAGUCUUGGUGGAAAUUGCAUGACAUGUAUGAUUGCUACGAUUUCACUGGAAUAUCGUAACCUUGGAGAGACUCUAUCGACCUGUCGAUUCGCUGGUCGAGUGGCCUGUAUAGCUAACAGUGUUAAAUUUUUGAGAGCUUUAACGAGGAAUGAAGAAGUUGAUGAGAAAGCAUUAAUAAAGAAGCUGAGAAAGCGAGUAGCAGAACUUGAGAGUGAACUGUCAUGUCUGUUAAUGGCAAAGGAAGAUUUCAAGUUCAGUCUUGAUAUGAUGAAUGCCAAAUUAACAGAUGAAGACAAGAUUCAAUGCAAUAAAGUGAUUAAGUCUUACUUAGAUGGAAAAGUGAAAGACCCAGUGAGUGAAGGUAUUACAAAUCCCUACAAAUUCAGAGAGUGCAUGAAAAUUCUGAAGACGAUGAUACUGGACGGUAACUAUAGCAGUAUAAAUCCCAACGAUGUGCCAAAUCUCUUCAAUUCCUCUGAGGAAGCAGACUAUGAGAUUAGGGCAAGCUCCACUCCGGAGAAAGAUGCCCAGGUGCUGAAAAAGCUCCGAGACCAACGGAAAAACCAGGAGAAAACUGUACAAAUUCCGAUCCCCUCACGUAAUGCAUGGGGAGAAGAAGCUUAUAUCUCAGAGCCUGAACAACCAAUGAGAAGGCCCCACAACAGACAGAGGCGGAGACAUAACCAACUCCCGAUGGACACUGACGAUGAGGGCCUCAGGACAGCUGGGGAAAGUGACAUAGAACCAGCUCCUCCCAAAAGGCCAGACAAAGACAAUCUCUCUACCAUUUUGAGGCAGAGUAGAAACAGGAGAAAGUAUCAUUCUCCAUUUGAGAAACGAAGAAUCAAGGAUAUAAAGAAACUGAAUGAGAAGGUGGAGACCUUACAGCACACUCAGAUUAAUAAGGAAGGGGAACUAGUCAAAAUGAAGAUCAACAUGGCUGAACAGGAAUUGGACCUGAUGGAAGAGCAAGUCAGAACCAAAUUGAAUGUAACUAAGGAGCAGCUAGCUGACCAGAAGGCUUAUGUCCAUCAACUGAAAACCAUUGAAGCUGACAAGGAGGUCAUACAGAGGGAGAAAAUUGUGGAGAAACAGUUACGCAAAAAAGAGGCAAAGGCCUCCAAGAAGAUUGAAGUGAUAGAAGAGAAACGUAAACAACUUAUUCAACAUUCAGAAGAAGUGGACAAAGAACUUACCAAGGCCAAACCAACCAUCAGGGAGCAGUUUGGAAAGUACCGGAAGCGAGACGGCAGUCUCAACACCAGACAGGUGUAUGACAUGCUGAGAACAGAGGAGAAGAAGCAGGAAAAGAUUCAGAAUCAGCUAGAACAUGAAAGGGUGGUGAUGAUUAGUCAACAGUUAGAACUGAAAGAAGCUGCAACUCGACAAAAGCUACGGGACUUUAAGGAAUUGCUUCGAAUGUCACACUCAGCUGGUUUUCCUGAUGGACAUGUUGGCCAUGAUACAGACCCGAGGGCUGUAACAGCCCCCGAUUUUGGGGAGGGCCCUCAAAGACUUAAAGCUCGAGAAGAGGUGGGACUCGAAGACAUGGAUAACAGAGGAGGUAGUCCUGAAAGAACCAUUUAUACUGCUGCAACUACUCAUCUCAACCAUGGACUGGAGUCACGGAAUCUUCAAACUCGUGAUUCAAGGCCCAUAACUCAGAAAGAGGAACCCGAGGACAGUCGACCGGUUUCUCGUCAGAGUGUGCGAUCCACAAGGUCAGUGAUACCAGAUAAUGAGUUCUAUGCCAAACGGAAGCAAGAAAAAGAUCCGACAACUCGGUGGGAAUCGUCAUAUUCCAGACCUUCUACGGCUUGUAGUCAGAAACAGCCAGACAUUGAUUUUAUUUACAUGCAGCCCAAAAAUAUGGAGGAAAGUGAUGAAGAAUUGAAAUAUGGGUUAACUGAUGAUGUUAAGUCCGCACAAGAGGAGUCUCGGAAGUCAACAGCCAGAACAAAGCCUCCUCCAGCACCUAGUCGGACUUCUAACAAAAUAGACGAUGAUUUGGAGGAUUUCGAAACACUCAUUCCAAGUGAAUAUGUGCAUGGAAUGGGAACUAAAGACAGAUUUGAUGGGAAAAAAAUGGGUCUUUCUUCAACAACUUUUGAUGCAGCUUUAGCAUCUAUGCUUGAGAAAGCAGAGGAAAAUGUGUACUUUAAUCAUGAUGAUUAUGAUCAGUUCGCGAGUACAAAUAAAACUCGAUCUUACGACAGAGAAAGUUCCUUAGAUAGAGAAUUGUAUGCAAUUUCUCAGAGAUCUCGUGAGAGUGACAUUAAGGCCAUUUAUGGUUCUCCCUUAAAAAGUAGCAAGAGCAUGCGUCAGAGUCGUCCGAGAACAAGACCAAGACCUGUUUAUUACUCAGACGAAGACAACAUCGAUAAUGUACCGCCAAAGAGUAAAUCACCAACCAGAGGUAAACGAGACAAAUCCUUGGACGACUGGGAGAGGAGAAUGUUACAGAAAAAUUCAGCUCGAAGCGCUCGCAAAAAUUCCCCCCUUAAAAAGAGUCAAUCCAAUUAUGCGUCAAAUCGAUAUUCAACAGAGAGUGAUGAGGAACCUGUGAAGAAUGGACCCAACAAUUACAAAAACUGGGGGCCUCAGACUAAGCAUGCUUCAAUAGCGGGACGACUGGCUAGUUUCUCUAUUGAGACCCCACCUCCUACAGGCAAACAAAUUCGUAACACAGAUGUGAAUGGGGACCAGUACUACUAUCCCUCACGGACCAACAGUCUAGUCAUAGAGGAGUCCAAAUUUAAAUCGGUUACAGCCAUGCCAGACGAUGAGGCAGAAAGUACUUUCAUGGGAAAAGUAAUGGAACAGCGAGAACGUGUGAACAAAAUAAGACAGGCCCGCAAAUCGGCAGAAGUCAUUCAAAUAGCCUGGAGGAGAUAUCAAGAGAAAAAGAAACAUGCUCGGUGGUGAUUAAUGUAUUGUAGCAAUACAUGUAUAUUGAUAUUGUCAGUGCCAAAAGCAGGGUCUUUGUUUUGUUCAGGAUAUUUAUGACUGGCUUUUCAUCCGAUUUUUUAAGCAAUGAAUCGGAUAGUGAUAUUUGAAAGACAAGCCCCCCCCCCUUUCUGAAGAAAACCCCCAAAGUUGUUGUCAGUGCUACAGCUAUUGUGUGGUUUUUUUACAAGUGCAUUUUGACAGAGGUGCUGGAUGUACAUACACUUCUGUGUUUGUUCAUGUUAGUUCUGCAAUAAUUCAAAAAUUCAUAUGUAGCAAUGUUUGGAAGAAAAAAGUUGUUUGCAAUUGUGGAUUUUCUGAUUUAAAAACACAAAACCAACAUUUGAUUUAAUCUGUAGAAUAUUUGUGCAGAUACAAUUCUGAUUAUAUAGUAAUUAGCUACUGUAAAAGUGGUUAUUUAUGUUGGGGGAUAAGUAUGCGUUUUUCCAUGUCCAACAUUACGCUUGGAGGGAAAAACGCUCGGAAAUAUAAUACACAGUAUAUCAAGUAUUUAUAACUAUAAGCGUGGGGGAAAUUUACGUGCUUAUUACGCGACAGCUUAAUUGGUGCAAAUUUCCCCACGUCUAAAUAACCACUUUUACAGUAAUUAGAAAACUUAUAAAUAGGUGUUAGUUGUGCUGGCCUAUUCAGUAUUUUUACAUCACUUUUAGGACCUUGUACUCAGAUAGGACUGUCUUAAUUUACUAAAGUCAUGAAAGGUAUUUGUAUAAUGCAUGCUCAUAUUCCGACAUCUUCUGCUGGAAAAUUUGCCACCAAAGAAUUUUGAAUCAGAAUUAUACAUGUUAUUUCAAGAGAAUCUUAUUCAUGUAUUCAAUUGCAAAGCUUGCCCAGGAUAGUAUUAUUUGUCUGUGAUAAGAUCAAUUUUAUUUUUGUGAAAUUUUAAAAUAUAUAUGUACAAAUAUUUUACAUAUCUAUAACAGUGCACGUUGUAUUUUUAAACAGUUUAUGAAGUGUUAUAAGCUUUUUUAAGUGUUUAUGAAUUGUACAUGUCGAGGUACAUAUUCUAAGAAUCUCAAGCAUUCCGUCCAUUAUAGUCCCCUUAAAGAGUCCUGUGUAGAGUAUCUGAUGAAAGAAAUAAGUGUACGACAGAUUGUAGUGUUUAAGACAUAUAAAGAUCUGUAGAUUACAAAAAUGACCAGGACUCAAUUGGACAAAAGUUGAUUAAAUUCAACUGAAAGUUAACUGCAAGAGUUAAUUCCAAGUUAACAGAUGUUAGAAUGAACAGAUGUUUGUGCAGCUGGGUCAAUGUUCAUUUAAGUAACACACAAACCAAGUACUGUGUAGAGUAUCUAAUGAAAGAUAUGUGAACAAUAGAUUGUAGUGCUUUAGACAUAAAGAUCUGUAGGUUACAGAAAUGACCAGGACUCAGUUGGACAAAAGUUGAUUAAAUUUAACUGAAAGUUAACUGCUGGGUCCAUGUUCAUUAAGUGACACACAAACCAAGACGAUUUGUGAACCGGAUUAAAAUCUCUCAUCUCAACCAGUGAAACAAUGUCACAUACAUGUAUAAUUUGUAUAUACCAGUAUAUAAAGUAAAGAAAAUAGAA
Molecule: messenger RNA, 5740 nt
Organism: Ostrea edulis (European flat oyster)
Lineage: Eukaryota; Metazoa; Mollusca; Bivalvia; Ostreida; Ostreidae
Exons: 19
Coding region: 207-4151 (1314 amino acids)
Biological process (GO): microtubule-based movement
Molecular function (GO): microtubule binding; microtubule motor activity; ATP binding
Source: RefSeq, a predicted model, not a curated record